AUGUCCAUAGAGAAGCGCGAUCUCGAAUCGGGGUCUCCGACCCCCGAAAACACCACUCAAUCCGACAUCGAAGCGGGCCGAACCAUUCUUCUCAAGGCAGAUCGCGUGCAUGAACUACAAGCACGUGUCGCAGUCUUGAGAUAUCUCAACGGCUUCGAAUCAUGGCUCGAUCGUAGGCUGGGUGUUGAGACGCAGGGUGUGGAUCGCAUUCCAGAGGAGGAGAAGCAACCGCCGUCAGUGUGGAAUAUUUUUCUCAUGUGGUGGUCGCUCAACAUUCACGUUGGCGUUUUGCCCUUGGGGUUGCUGGGACCGGAAUUUGGUCUUUCGCUGAAACAGUCGAUUGCGGCUUCAAUCAUCGGCAUCAUACUGGGUGCGCUGAUGACUUCAACUACGGGAACAUUGGGACCAAAGCUCGGCAUGAGACAAAUCGCGACAUCUCGAUACUCUUUCGGCUUCUGGGGCGCCAAACUAUGUAGCGUCCUCAACAUAGUCGUGGGUGGUGGCUUUGCAGUUGUCAACUAUGUCGUCGUUGGCCAGAUUCUCAGCGCCGUGUCUGGCUACACCAUGAGUAUCACUGUCGGCAUCGUCAUUAUAGCCGUCAUAUCUUAUGUAGUAUCCAUCUUUGGCUUCCGGCUGAUUCAUACUUUCGAGAAAUACUCAUGGAUCUAUACGUUUAUCCUCCUCUGCGUACUCAUUGGACAGGCGGCGCCUCAUGUACAAACCAGUCUGCCGGGCGAGGAUGGCAGCUCAGGAUUGGUAUUUUCAGGAACCUUUCUCACCAUCGUUGCAAUCAAUUUUUCCAACGCGUCGGGAUGGUGUUCUAUCGCUGCAGACUACUACUGCAACUUUCCCGCCAGCACUCCUGCUUGGAAGACCUUCUUCCUCACUUUCUGGGGCAUCGUGAUUCCGACCACCUUUUCCGUCACUAUCGGUUGCUGCCUCGGAAACGCUGCCACUACGGCUGCUUAUCCCCCCUACGCCGAUGCAUACACUAACCAUGGCCUGGGUGGCCUUAUUGGCGAGAUCUACCACCCAGAUGCUUGGUCCAAGUUUUGCCUCGUGCUGCUCACCUUUUCUGUGCUUGGUAACAAUAUUGCCAUCAAUUAUUCAUCCGGCCUAAGCAUGCAGCUGAUGGGCCAUUACUUUCACGCCGUGCCUCGCUUCAUCUGGUCCAUGGCUUUUGCAGUUGUAGUUGCGGUGCUAGCCAUCGCAGGACAGCAGAAUCUAUCCAAUGUGGUGAACAAUUUUGUGUCGCUACUAGGCUAUUGGACUGUGAGCUUCACCAUGGUGCUGAUGCUUGAAGAUCGCAUCUUUCGCCGCAAAGAUGGCUACAAUCUCGAGGCCUGGGAUCAACCGCACUUGCUCCCUUCGGGAGUUGCGGCUGUAACAGCCUUACUGGCAGGAUAUCUCGCUGGAGGUGUACCGGGCAUGAGCCAGACGUGGUAUGUGGGACCCAUUGCGGCCAAGUUUGGUGGUGAUGGGGGCGAUGUGGGUAUAUAUAUGAGCGCAGCUAUUACAGUUGUUGUGUAUAUUGUGGGUAGAUAUAUCGAAAAACGGUAUACUGGCCGAUAA
Messenger RNA from Trichoderma gamsii, 1572 nucleotides. RefSeq lists its product as hypothetical. NCBI's taxonomy places the organism in Eukaryota, Fungi, Ascomycota, Sordariomycetes, Hypocreales, Hypocreaceae. Gene Ontology annotation, molecular function: transmembrane transporter activity. The record is from RefSeq and is a predicted model, not a curated record. The coding region runs from base 1 to 1572 and encodes 523 amino acids. The transcript has 3 exons. Gene Ontology annotation, biological process: transmembrane transport. Gene Ontology annotation, cellular component: fungal-type vacuole membrane; plasma membrane.